Drosophila arizonae is the source of this 1432-nucleotide messenger RNA. RefSeq names its product lipase 1. Gene Ontology annotation, molecular function: hydrolase activity, acting on ester bonds. The record is from RefSeq and is a predicted model, not a curated record. Gene Ontology annotation, biological process: lipid metabolic process. NCBI's taxonomy places the organism in Eukaryota, Metazoa, Arthropoda, Insecta, Diptera, Drosophilidae.
UGAGCUGAACGCUAAUUUGCAGUAUCCAAAAGUAAUAUCCAUUUGAAAUGGAACAAAUAGUAUUUUACGCAAAAUGUUUGCAAAAUCUGUAUUUAAUUUGCUGAAAACCUAAAGUGAAAGUUUUAUGCAUUCAGCAUUUAACGUGUGAUAACGUGUCGUAUACGGGAUUUUGAUACUGUUUAUUAAGUGUACUUAACAUACAUAGAAUUAAUAUGAAGUGCUUAUAUUACUGCCUGAUCAGUCUGUGCCUCAAUACUAAUUGGCUGCUGGCGGAUAUUAUAAAAUACGAUCCAGAAGUUAUUGAAGUUGCGCAUUUACGAACCCCUGGUUUCAUCACAAAGUAUGGCUACAAGUGUGAGGAGCACAGAGUCGAUACCAAAGAUGGAUUCAGUUUGACCCUGCAUCGCAUACCCAAGCCUGGGGCGCAGCCUGUGCUCCUGGUGCAUGGUCUGCAGGACAGCUCCUCGGCCUGGGUGAUGACGGGUGCUGGCCAUGGCUUGGCCUUUCUGCUCAGCGAUCGCGGCUAUGAUGUUUGGCUGAUGAAUUGCCGUGGCAAUCGUUACUCGCGCAAACAUCGCAAAUUUCAUAUAUUGCAACAACAAUUCUGGGACUUUUCGUUCCAUGAGAUUGGCGUUUAUGAUCUGCCGGCGGCUAUUGACUAUGUGCUGGACCACAGCAAGGGUCACGAUCAGCUGCACUAUGUGGGCCACUCGCAGGGCACCACAGCGGCCUUUGUGCUGGGCGCCGAGCGACCAGCCUAUAUGAAGAAGAUCAAGCUAAUGCAGGCACUAGCUCCCGUUGCCUAUUUUGAAAAUGUUGAGCUCCCACUACUUCGAGCAAUAGCUCCACAUGUUGCAGGCAUUAUGCGUUUCGCUCAAGCUGUAGGAAUUAAUGAAAUACCACCGGAAACAGAAGUGUGGCGUGAGUUGUCAUAUAAAUUAUGCAGCUUUGCGUUUCGGUCAACGUGUAUGGAGUUUUUAAUGCAAAUAGUUGGCACGGACGAGGAACAGAUGAAUAGCACACUCACUCCAAUCUUUUUGAGCCAAUAUCCGGCUGGCAGUUCGAUCAAAUCCUUCGGGCACUAUGGUCAGCAGGUGCUAAGCGGGGGCUUAUACAAGUACGACUACGACAAUCCGAAUGUGAAUCGGCGCUAUUAUGGCAGCCCAAAGCCACCGGCGUACAAGCUGGCCAAGAUCGAUUGCAAGGUCGCUUUGUAUUAUGGCCAAAAUGAUUUGCUCGUUUCGGUCAAAGAUGUGCAGCAGCUGCGCAGGCAGCUGCCAAAUGUCGUUCACGAUGAGAAAUUGGCCUACAAGAAAUUCAAUCAUCUGGAUUUCCUAGCUGCAAUCGAUGUGAAAGAGUUGCUCUACAAUAGCAUGUUUCAAGUUAUGGAAAAGGUCGACAGAGGAGAGCUGUAGUUAAGAACGAAUGCAGC